Strongylus vulgaris is the source of this 768-nucleotide messenger RNA. Lineage: Eukaryota; Metazoa; Nematoda; Chromadorea; Rhabditida; Strongylidae. The record is from the annotation of a GenBank genome assembly.
AUGAUUACUGCGAUUGCCUUGAUCGCGAUAGUUGCAAUACACACGGCAAAUUGUAUCGUUUGUACAGAACAUCCUGAAGGAUGCCUUCAAAUCAGAGAAACAGCUAGAAUAACGGCGAUAAAGGAAUUCAGCGAUUUUGAGGCUCACAUUCUGGAAGCGUUACAUAUGCAGAAUUAUAAUGACACCGUUCGGGCGCCUGGCGUUGUAAAUGCUGAAUUUGACGUGAUAAUGCGGAAGUUGGAGAGAAAAGAACGUCAAGACGAGCUGAAAGGUAAUGCAGAGAGAGUAUUCGUGCUCGCUGUCGAUCCCUCCAAUUUAAUGAUUCCUGCCAAACUGGUUGCGCACUUUCCGGUAUCAAAUCAGACUAAGGGACGAAGAAUUUUGAAGGUCGGAGUAGAAAUCGCUGCAAAAACUGUACAAUUAAAGAAAUCCCGCAGAAUUUCAAUUGAACUAAGGCCGGAGAAUUUACAUCGGUGGUGGAAUGAAAAUGCUGUAGAGGGCGUAACAGUAGAAGCCAUCCUUAAUGGCGAGAAUAUUGCUGUGCAUCCGCAGAACAUGAGACGAUCAACUGAGAACAUGUUCCUCAGCCUUCACCUUCGUCCCAUAUUCCCUACAAGGUCACGACGGCAAGUUUUACCGGUCUGUACUAGGUCUAUGAACGAAACUGGAUGUUGUCUCUACGACCUUCUCUUACGAACCUCUGACAAUCGUCUACCUCAACCAAGAGAAUCAAAUGACUGUGGUCAAAAUGGACGGAAUGGUCGCUAG